AUGUGGAUUGUGGAAAUAUUUUCUUUACAAAUGAUGCAAUGUCGUAACGCAUAUUCCGCUUACGGUUUAUAUAAUUUUAAUUGCAAACACAUUUGUUCGUGUAUUGGUAUAAUAACGACAUAUAUGGUUAUCAUGAUCCAAGUAACCGAUUCAAUAAAAAAGGAUGAUAAAUCACUGCAAUAUAUAAAGAUUAAAUUUGCUCAAUUGAAUGCUAUACUUCAAAGUAUGCUGACAACAACUAUCGAUUCUCCACAACAUAAGAGAGUGCUUCGAAUGAAGGAUAACUGGGAAAAUGAUUCUUCGUUAUCUACUAUUUAUCGAAUGUACAAAGCGAAUGAAAACCUUGUGAAAUUAAAAAGGAUCAAACAAAUCCAUUUGGAAUUGAUGAAAUGUGCCAGAAUCAUAAUGGAGGCUUAUGGAAUACCAAUUAUUAUGUCUAUGACUAUAUCUAUUAUAUUUACAAUUAUGCUUUUAUACUAUAUUCUUUACGAAUUGUACGAACCUUCGACCAGCAAGGAAUUUCGUGAUGAGAUACGUAAUUUUAUAUUUCAACUAACUCAAAAUCGUUUAACGUUUACCGCUUGUGGUUUCUACGAUCUAAAUCAUACAUUUAUAUAUAGUGCGAUAGGUUGGAUUACUACCUAUCUCGUUAUUCUUAUUCAAGUCGGAGAUAAACCUAAACUAUUCAAGAAUGUAAACAAUAAUUCAACGUUGUGA
This is a messenger RNA of Vespula vulgaris, 717 nucleotides long. RefSeq lists its product as uncharacterized. The record is from RefSeq and is a predicted model, not a curated record. The transcript has 8 exons. Bases 1 to 717 code for a protein of 238 amino acids. Lineage: Eukaryota; Metazoa; Arthropoda; Insecta; Hymenoptera; Vespidae. Gene Ontology annotation, biological process: sensory perception of taste. Gene Ontology annotation, cellular component: axon; dendrite; neuronal cell body.